This is a messenger RNA of Pyrgilauda ruficollis (rufous-necked snowfinch), 1974 nucleotides long. It is a transcript of the gene TNFAIP8L1, whose product is annotated as TNF alpha induced protein 8 like 1. The record is from RefSeq and is a predicted model, not a curated record. The coding region runs from base 607 to 1167 and encodes 186 amino acids. Gene Ontology annotation, cellular component: cytoplasm. The transcript has 2 exons. Lineage: Eukaryota; Metazoa; Chordata; Aves; Passeriformes; Passeridae. Gene Ontology annotation, biological process: regulation of apoptotic process; negative regulation of TOR signaling.
UUGGCGGCGACCGCGGGCGGGAGGCCCCGACCCGCCGGGAACCGGCACCGGGAACCGGACACUGAGAGCCAGGAACCGGCACCGGGAACCGGCUCCGAGAGACGGGAACCGGACACUGAGAGCCGGGAACCGGCACCGAGAGACGGGAACCGGCACCGGGAACCCGACACCGACAGCCGGGAACCGGCACCGCCAACCAUACAUUGAGAAUCGGGAACCGGAACUGGUAACUGGACACUGGGAACCGGACACCGAGAAUCGGACACUGGGAACCGGCAUCGGGAAUCGGUAAACAGACACCGGGAACCGGGCACCGGACACUGGACAUCGGGAAACGGCACCGGGAAACGGGAAGCGGGAACCGAACAUCGGACACCAGGACUGGCACUGGCCAUCGAAGACCGAACACCGGACAUCGUCACCGAGCACAGGCAUCGGGGAGCGGGCGCUGGUAGCGCUGCGGGACCCGCCGGGCAGGGAGCGGCACCGGGGGAAGCGGGACCCUCCGCCUGGCCCCGCCCCUCCAGCCCCGCCCCGCCCCGUCCCGCCGGGAGCACCGGAGAAUCCCCGCUCCCGGCGCCGCUCUCCCCGAGGCAGGCUGCAGAGAUGGACACCUUCAGCACCAAGAACUUGGCCCUGCAGGCCCAGAAGAAGCUCCUGAGCAAAAUGGCCACCAAGACCAUCGCCAACGCCUUCAUCGACGACACCAGCAGCGAGAUCCUGGACGAGCUGUACCGGGCCACCAAGGAGUACACCCACAACCGCAAAGAGGCCCAGAAGAUCAUCAAGAACCUCAUCAAGAUCGUGAUGAAGCUGGGCGUUCUCUACCGCAAUGGGCAGUUCAGCGCCGAGGAGCUGCUGCUCAUGGAGCGGUUCCGCAAGAAGGUUCACACCUUGGCCAUGACGGCCGUCAGCUUCCACCAGAUAGACUUCACCUUCGACCGCAGGGUCAUGUCCGGCGUCCUGACCGAGUGCCGGGACCUGCUGCACCAGGCGGUCAACGGGCACCUGACGGCCAAGUCGCACUCGCGCAUCAACCACGUCUUCAACCACUUCGCGGACUACGAGUUCCUGUCGGCGCUCUACGGCCCGGCCGAGCCCUACCGCACCCACCUCAAGAGGAUCUGCGAGGGGGUCAACAAGAUGCUGGAGGAGGACAGCAUCUGAGGGGGCUGCUGGCAGCGGGGCUCUGCCCCCCGCGAGGCCGAGGAUGCGAUGUCGGCUUUGGCCUUCGCCGGGCUGGCCGUCCCCUCCUCCUCCUCCUCCUCCUCCUCCGCAGUGCUCGCUUGUGUUCUUGUUUCUCCAAGAGAAUGAACCUCUUGACUGUGUCUCCCCCUCGCCCAGGGUCUGCAAACCCCUCCCUGCGCUGGGCUGAGCCUCUCCAGGGCAUCCUGGGACCCUGCUGUACAGUUUGAUUUCCUUGCCCACCAAGUGCCUUCAGCUCAGAGUCCAAGGAUUUGGGCUCUGUGCCUUGAACUCUGUCGUAACCCUCUGUGGGGAAACUGAACCAAAGACUCGUGGUGUGAAGCACCUCUGAGGUGUCUCUGAGCAGGUGGGACGGUGUUGGGGGACAGUUCUGAGAGCCCCCCACUGGAGGGCUGUGGGACGCCGUGGUUUUCUUCCAGCAGCUCCACAACGUGGAGGGAGCAAAUCAUGGUCCGGACUUGCGCUGCCUCAGGCAGGAAGGUGCUUCUGCCUGGGCUUAGGUGUCCUCAAAGACAAGUCCCUGAGGUCAGGAGGAUCCCUCCUCACCUGGGGGAGGGCUGGGAGGGAGCUGGGGGAGCUGCUCCAUCCCUGGAUCCCUGGAGCCACCCAACUGCCCACCAGCCUCCAGUGGUGGUGCCACCUGGCAGCUUUGGUGGUCAUCCAAAGCUCCCCUGGGAUUUCAUCCCUUUUCCACGCCCUUGACUGAGUGAUACUCAUUUUUAGCAAACUCUGUAGCCCUGAUGAGUUAUUUAAAUAAACUCACUGUGU